AUGGGAAGCAACCUUGGCGAUAUUUGCCCAACAGUUGUCCAGCUCUGUUCUGCCAGUGCGGUCCACGCGAAUGGGAAUGAAUUGAAAGGAAUGGAUGGGGUGGAUGUUCCCAACCAGCAGGACAUCACCGACGAUUACAACAUCCUUGAGGGUAUUUCAAGUGAAGGACAAAGCGCAAGUUGCAACGAUGACAGCCCUAUCAGCCAGAGUGACACACAACAGACAGAGGAAGGAAGUGAAGCAAAGCAAAGCAAUGCUCUCCUCGAUGAGAAAAAUGUUGUAAAAAAUGUAGAAACCCAUUUAAUACGGGAAGGAGAGAAUAAAGUGAACCAUACUGAUCUGGACACGGAGAAGGAGGGGAAAGCCAUCGGUCAUGUAGAGAAGAAUGCAAACUUGAGAAGCACGUCCAACGCGUCACAUGGCGCAGUAAACCAGGCGUGUAACUCCGUUCAGGAGAAUCCCCUCCCGUUGGACAAAAAUGGGGCGAAUAUUGAACAGGUGGCGAGGGCUCAGGAUGAGUCGGAUGAGCCCCCAAAUGAUGCUACAGGCGAUGGUAAAGAAAAACCAGAGGGAGACGACCAAAAUGAUAAACUGCCCCCCGUAGAACAGCCCACGGGGGACACCCCCACUUCAGACCACGCAGAGAAGAUAAAAAACAGGCUACUCAAGGAGGGAAGAGAACUGAAGGAAACGACGAGCAUGAUCGACAACGCAGUGUACAACGUGGAGCAGAUGAUUUUAAAAACGAAAUUCUACACCACAGCAAUCAGAAAUUUCGUGCACUUCAAAGUUCACCAUAUUUGUGAAUACUCCAAGUGUGGGCCCAACGCUCGCUGCUACAUUGUGGAAAAGGAUAAGGAGGAGUGUAGAUGUAUAGCUAACUACAUGCCUGAUAAUAGUGUGGAUUAUUUUAAGUGCAUACCUAAGACGGUAAAGGACUGCUCGAAGGACAAUGGGAAUUGUGACGUGAAUGCAGAGUGUUCCACUGAUAAAAAGGAAAAUAUAAAAUGCCAGUGUAAGCAUGGUUACAUUGGGGAUGGGAUUUUCUGUGUCAUGGGUUCUCAGGGCAAGCAGUCGCUGUGCCUUCUGCUCGUGCUGCUAAUUUGCUUUCUCCACAAGUUUCUUUUUUAG
This is a messenger RNA of Plasmodium coatneyi, 1131 nucleotides long. Its product is annotated as surface protein 10. The transcript has 3 exons. The record is from RefSeq and is a predicted model, not a curated record. Bases 1 to 1131 code for a protein of 376 amino acids. Lineage: Eukaryota; Apicomplexa; Aconoidasida; Haemosporida; Plasmodiidae.